GUUUGAUGAAUGUGUUGAAGGUGGGGAGAGCAUAUUUCUUGAUGCCUUUACUAUUGCUGAUGAGUUCAGGAUUCUCUAUCCGGAUUUGUUCCAUGUUCUAACAACGGUGCCUGCAACUUUCCAGAAAAUUCAUUAUGACAGGGACUAUCCAGUUCACAUCGUAAAUCAAAAGCCUCAUAUCAGACUGAAUCACAUGGGCGAGGUUGUGGCUAUUUACUGGGCUCCUCCAUUUGAAGGUCCGUUGUCAGUUGUUGGGGCAGAUGUAGAGCCCUACUAUAGGGCGUACGAGAUGUUUGCAAAAGCAAUCAAGAAUUCCCCACACAUGCUUAAACACAGAUUACAACCUGGAGAGCUGGUUGUGUUCAACAAUCUCCGAAUGUUGCACGGGAGAGGUCAUUUCACCUCAAAUGGAGGCAUGAGACAUUUAAAGGGUUGCUAUAUAAAUAUAGAUGUUUUCAAGAGCAUGACCCAAGUUCUCAACAACCUUGUCGGAGAUGGCAGACUGGCUAAAAGAGUGGGCAAUCAGUGCUGGUUCUAA
Messenger RNA from Candidula unifasciata, 538 nucleotides. The record is from the annotation of a GenBank genome assembly. NCBI's taxonomy places the organism in Eukaryota, Metazoa, Mollusca, Gastropoda, Stylommatophora, Geomitridae.